AUGUCCGGAAGACGCAGCGGAGGCCAGUGGGAGGCUCCCUCUCAAGUCCCCUUCGUCGUUGCGGCGUUCCGCGCGUGGGAGAGGACGGAACUGAUCACGACGGACAGGCUGUGCACGCGUAUCAUCCUAUGGCACAGCUUUUUGCGGUUGUUCUUGUCCGCGUCACAAUCCCUGUUCGGUCUGUCGUCGUCGUGGCCCGAGGCGAGCUUGAAGGGUUCACAAGAGUCACGCAUGUGGUCCCUCGCCGGAGUACUCAUUGUGAUGGUCGCGCACACGUGGAUUAUGAGCGCUAGGCGCGUGUGGUAUGAGGCACAUCGCGAAGCCGUCGUGGUUGUUGUUCGUUUUUUAACGUUCACGAUCCCGAUGGCUGGGUACGUGCUCAGCGGCGCGUGGGAAGUGUCGCGGGCGAACCUCGUAGUCUCACGAUUAUUGUGGGGACUAUUGAGCACGGUGGGAUGGCAUGUUGACAAUCUGAUGAGUCUGGUCCUUCAGCUGACGAUUUUCGUCAUGCUUCGUAUGGGACUGGCGCUGAAGGUCCUCGUCCAUGACGACAACGAGAUUUGGCGGUGUUCACCCCUCGGGUUGUGUUGGCCGACAUCCAGGAUGCCGGCCGCGCGACAGGCCGAACUGUCUCUGGAGCGGGGCUUCUCCUUCUCCACGCGCGGCUUAAUAUUCGACUUCUUCUUCUUGGUGGUUGCUCCGGCGCUCAUCCUUCUUGUCAAGGCGAGGCACUCGCGGCUGAUGUUUGAAGUCGAGGUCCACAGGGCCAGGGCGUCGCGAGGAGGGAGCGGGGUGUCGGACGCUCGGGGAGCCAGCCGUACCUCUGGGGUUUACGUCGGGCACAACUUCGCGACGAUUAAUCUUCUGUGGGAGCGCACGAGGGCAUGGGCGCCUCUCUUGGAGUUCCGCGACCGGGCGAAGGAGGCGCGAUUCGAGCGUUGGCACAGGUCGCACAUGGUAACCGCGGAUAUCGUCAAAUGUUUCAUCACCAUGAUGUCCUCGUUGGCUUUUCACAGGCGCGUGUUGGCGGAAUACACCACUCCUCCAGAUACGCUCCCCAACACCUUGAUCUUUUUUGGCAGCAACUUGCUGCAGGCGUUCGUAGCGGUAUCAAACAGGAGGAUGUACGUGCAGCAUCGCACGUCCAUUAUGAGUGUGAUGCGGCUGCUGUUAUAUGCCAACAGCUUGUUGAUCUUCAUCGGGGUUGCAAAGGUAGUUUACAAACAGGGUAAAGGCGCCGACAUAAAUAUAGGUGCCGACUUGCACUUCAUUUUGAUUGGGGUUCUGCAGGGGAUUGGUAUGCACCUGCUUUUGCGCACUCUCAUAGCUGUCAUGGCGGGGUGGGGCAUCAUGACCGUGAUAUGCCGGUACGUCAUCAAAGAUCUCCCCACGUUAUCUGAAGCAGAGGGGGUGGUUCACCUCUUCCAGGCCGAGAAGCUUGGGUUAACGUUCGAUUGGUUGAAAGUAAUGACGGGGACUGAGGUGUUGAUUUUUCUGUUCGGGAUUUACGCAGCUGUCACCGUUAUCACGUCUGUCUUGGUUGAGAUGUACUGCAGGAGGUUAUUCCGGAUGAUGCAAGAAGGCGCGGACAUCCAACACGGAGGCGGGCGAUCCGAGACUCUUGGCCAAGUCUUGAGCGAGGCGGGACCGACGAGGCGUAGCGAGCGGCGGCGGACGUCGGCGACGACACGGAGAUGA
Micromonas commoda is the source of this 1698-nucleotide messenger RNA. RefSeq lists its product with no specific name. The record is from RefSeq and is a predicted model, not a curated record. The transcript has a single exon. Bases 1 to 1698 code for a protein of 565 amino acids. NCBI's taxonomy places the organism in Eukaryota, Viridiplantae, Chlorophyta, Mamiellophyceae, Mamiellales, Mamiellaceae.